Molecule: messenger RNA, 372 nt
Organism: Struthio camelus australis
Lineage: Eukaryota; Metazoa; Chordata; Aves; Struthioniformes; Struthionidae
Source: RefSeq, a predicted model, not a curated record
UAUGUAUUUUCAUUUUUUCUUCCAGCUGCUGUAACUUACUCAAAGCCUCGGUUGGCCACGUUUUGGUACUAUGCCAAGGUUGAGCUCGCUCCUCCGACUCCAGCUGAGAUCCCUAAGGCCAUUGAUAGCAUGCGAGCUAUGGUCAGAAGCUUUCAGUCCGGCCGCCUGGCGCAGCUCACAGUCAGGGAAGCUCUGAGGAACGGUUUGGUAGCCACCGAGGUGCUGAUGUGGUUUUACAUUGGUGAGAUCAUAGGCAAAGGCGGCCUGAUUGGAUACAAUGUUUGAAGACAGUCCCCAGUAGCCUGAUGUUUUGCUUCUUUGUGCCCCGAGUCUGUAACAGUAUCUAAGAAAAUAAAACCCAGAACUGAUGCG